Molecule: messenger RNA, 357 nt
Organism: Lotus japonicus
Lineage: Eukaryota; Viridiplantae; Streptophyta; Magnoliopsida; Fabales; Fabaceae
Product: 40S ribosomal protein S28-like
Exons: 1
Biological process (GO): ribosomal small subunit assembly; maturation of SSU-rRNA; translation
Cellular component (GO): cytosolic small ribosomal subunit; ribosome
Molecular function (GO): structural constituent of ribosome
Source: RefSeq, a predicted model, not a curated record
UUUUGUUUGAUAUCUUUCCACUUGUCUCAAGUGAAGCAUGCUAUCGUGGUCAAAAUUAUGGGCCGUACUGGAUCUAGGGGUCAGGUGACUCAAGUCAGAGUCAAGUUUUUGGAUGACCAGAAUCAUCACAUCAUGAGGAACGUCAAAGGACCAGUGAGGGAAGGUGACAUCCUCACCCUUCUCGAGUCUGAGAGAGAAGCAAGAAGGUUGCGCUAGAGGGGCUCUCAUGCUUUGGUUUAAGAUUUGAUGAACCGUUUUUAUUUUGUUUUAGCUAGUUGAUGCUACUUGUUUGUGUCAUGAACUUAAUUUAUGCAUCUAUUAUUACUUGAAUUUCAUGUCUGCACUUCAUGUUGUUGA